Molecule: messenger RNA, 708 nt
Organism: Aspergillus calidoustus
Lineage: Eukaryota; Fungi; Ascomycota; Eurotiomycetes; Eurotiales; Aspergillaceae
Source: the annotation of a GenBank genome assembly
AUGCCAACCACAUCCUCAACAACCCUCUCCCUUGCCCUCCUCGCAGCUCAAUACCUCAACGCCCUCUGCACAACCUCCCCGCACACCCCCUCAACCCCCUACGCCGCCGACCGAAUCCGCUACCUCGUCACAACGCCCUCCACCCUCGGCACCCACGCCUCAACCCUCGCAUCAAUCUACACAGCCCUCAUAGCCCUCCUCUCAACGUCCUCCCCUCGCGACCGCGCCCUCAUCGACCUCCUCUGUCCCUACCAAGCACACCUCAACCCCACCCGCGUGUCCUGGAACUCACGCACGGUCGGAUUCCUCUCCCUCCUCGCCCUCGGCGCUGGGAUCAGAUUGAGUGCGUACGGCGGCCUUGGCCGGAACUUUACCUUCCAGCUCGCGACACCCGAUCGCCUGGUCACGGACGGAGUGUAUCGGUUCUUGCAGCACCCGAGCUAUACGGGGCUUGUGCUUGUGAGUUUUGCGUAUGCGGGGUUGAUCGUGGGGAGGGUGGAUACGCCAAUUGCGUGCUGGAUUCCGCCGGUGGUGCUAAAGUUGUUAAGGGAGUGGCAGGUUGUUUUGGGGGUGCUGGGGACGGGCGUUGGGUUCGCGGUUCUGGGUGUUCGGAUAAGGGAUGAGGAGAGGAUGAUGCGCGAGCGGUUCGGGAGCAAGUGGGAGGUGUGGCAUCGGAGGACGGCGAGGUUGAUUCCGUUUAUCUUUUAG